AUGGUUACAGAAGCUUGGAUUGUGAAAAUGAGAAACCAAGUAAGUGCCAAUCUCAAACACGCUCUUCUCCUUGAAUCUCCCACCGCAAAGAAACCCUCUUUACCUAAGCAAACAAUCGGAAUCUUAUCCUUCGAAGUAGCGAACAUCAUGUCCAAAACCGUUCACCUCCACCGUUCCCUCUCCGACGCAGAGAUCUCAAAGCUCAAAUCCGAAACUUUCCGGUCUGAAGGAGUCAGAAAUCUCGUGUCUUCCGACGAGAACCACCUCCUACACCUCGCCGUCUCCGAGAAGCUCGACGACUUGAGCCGCGUAGCGAGCGUCGUGUCCAGGUUAGGUAAAAAGUGUAGCGAACCUGCUUUGCAAGGAUUCGAGCAUGUGUACGAAGAUAUAGUGAAUAAAGCAAUCGAUUUUAGGAAAUUAGGGUUCUUGGUGAAAGAUAUGGAGAGUAUGGUUAAGAAGAUGGAGAGAUUCGUUAACGCUACUUGCAGCCUUUACUGUGAAAUGGAAGUGAUGAGUGAGCUUGAGCAAGCGAUUGUGAAGCUUCAACGAAGCCAACAGCAUCAAGAGAGUGUUAAAGCUUUUGAGCAGAAGCUUAUGUGGCAGAGGCAGGACGUGAGGAGUCUCAGAGAUGCUUCGCUUUGGAACCAAACUUAUGAUAAGGUCGUUGAGAUGUUGGCGAGGACGGUUUGCACAAUCUAUGGCAGGAUUGAGACUGUUUUUGGUAUAAAGGAUUCAACUUUAAAGAGAGAUCGUAGCAAGAACGAAGGGAACAAGCAAGAUUUUGCUUUGAGAGUGAAAAAGGAUUCGACUUUGAAGAGAGAUCGAAGCAAGAACGGUGCUAACAAGCUCGUGAACUCGAGAUCUGUAUUGGGUUUCAAGGAUUCGAGAAGAAGCGAAGCAGAGGAGUUUGCGAGUGCAGGGGAUUUCAGUUUCCCUUGUGGGACUAAUCCUGGAAGGAUGUUCAUGGAGUGUCUCUCUGUUUCCAGGACUCAUGAUGAUGAUGGUGAUGAAGAAGAUGAAGAAGAUGAUGUUGGUCGGAUCAAGAUUCCUUCAAAGUUCGGUUGUAAGAGCAGAUCAACACAACAAGCUUCGGUUUCAACUAUUGGAGGGUCUGCGUUGUCUCUACACUACGCAAACGUUGUGAUUGUGGUGGAGAAGCUUUUGAAGUAUCCUCAUUUGAUAGGAGAAGAAGCAAGAGACGAUCUUUACCAAAUGUUGCCGACGAGUUUGAAAACGUCCUUGAAGGCUAAUCUUAGAUCGUAUUUGAAGAACGUUUCGAUCUACGACGCUCCAUUAGCUCACGAUUGGAAAGAGACGAUAGAUGGUAUACUUUCUUGGCUUGCUCCUUUGGCUCACAACAUGAUACGGUGGCAGAGCGAGCGUAACUUCGAGCAGCAUAAUCAGAUUGUGAAAAGGACGAAUGUGCUUCUUCUUCAGACGCUUUACUUUGCUGAUAGAGAGAAGACGGAGGCUGCGAUUUGUAAGCUUCUUGUAGGGCUAAACUACAUUUGCCAUUACGAACAGCAGCAGAACGCGUUGCUUGAUUGUGAGAGUAGCUUUGAUUAUGAGGAUUGUUUUGAGUGGCAAAGCCAAUGCCGUGCAGCUUACUUGGACUAA
Messenger RNA from Microthlaspi erraticum, 1617 nucleotides. NCBI's taxonomy places the organism in Eukaryota, Viridiplantae, Streptophyta, Magnoliopsida, Brassicales, Brassicaceae. The record is from the annotation of a GenBank genome assembly.